AUGGGCCACAUAGAAGAAGUGUGUAAGGGUAAUUUAGGCAAUCCUGCAGAGGAUCCAAUUUGUGAAGAUAUUGAUGGACAACAAAGUGUAAGACUCGAUGAAUUUGAAGCAUUUACAGAUGAUUAUUCAACUUAUGAUGACUUUGAUGUUGAGUACAGUGUACCAAAUGGUGAAGACAAUCAAGUAGAAAUGGAAAUUCUAGAGGGCAUGGUAAGUGAUGAUAGUGGAGAUGCUUUCUAUAGUCGGAAUGGAGAUGGUUCUGAUUAUAGUGGAGAUGAUUCUGAUGAUAGUGACUACAUUGUACAUGAGUCUAACUUUCCAUUUGAUGUGGAUGUAGACAUGAGUGAAUCCCAAAGUGUCAUGGAUGUAGAUGAACAUGGAAUUUUAAACAAGCAAACCGAAAGUAUAGCGAAUGACAUAGUUGAUGAAGAGUUGGAAGUUAUUCAAAGUGAUGAUUAUCAGUAUGCAGGAUUUUAUGAAGAUGAAAGGACAAAAAUGCUUAAGGAGUUGAGUAACCCUAAAAUUCCAAUCAAAGCUUUACACGAGGAGUUGUGUAAGAAGCUAGAGCUUGUAGCAUCUAAACCGGCUUGGGAACUACAAACUCAGCCACACCAACGAAGGAAUGACUACACCACCCACACCCACACGUCCUUGCUCGGAGAUAAACACAACCACCCACCUCGUGGUGGUGUACGGAGAAGACAAUGGCACUGGAAGGCUGCCACAACGACAUCUAACGGUGGUGGCUAG
This is a messenger RNA of Lactuca saligna, 750 nucleotides long. The record is from the annotation of a GenBank genome assembly. NCBI's taxonomy places the organism in Eukaryota, Viridiplantae, Streptophyta, Magnoliopsida, Asterales, Asteraceae.